Messenger RNA from Misgurnus anguillicaudatus (oriental weatherfish), 961 nucleotides. Lineage: Eukaryota; Metazoa; Chordata; Actinopteri; Cypriniformes; Cobitidae. The record is from RefSeq and is a predicted model, not a curated record.
GAGAGAGAGAGAGAGAGAGAGAGAAUAAUCCCUACCUGAGUCUCAUUCACUCCUUCAUUAAGCAUCACUACAGCCACUGGAGAGACUGAGAAUGAAACCAAACCCUGAGCAACAGUAACACCAACAUUUCUGGGUUUUCAAAUAUCUUCAAAAAGCAUCCAGAAGAGCCAAUCAAGAAGGAAAUAUAUAAGGGAAUUAAAAACAGAGGGGAAAAAUCAAUUACAGGGUCCACUGAGGUGAGAAUGAUGCAGAGAACGGCACUGCUGGCAGUCUGCUGUCUGGUGCUGCUGGUAAAAUCAUCUCCACUUUAUCCUACACUCAGGUUUGGUCAGCGAGCGGCUGCAAUAUUAAUGACCUCCUCACUCGAGGAUCCACUGCAGCUGUCAGCCGACAGACCCUCCUCACAAACACCAGAUGUAGAGUUUAGGUAUGGAAGACAUGCUGAUGCCAUUUUUACCAACAGCUACCGGAAAGUACUCGGUCAAGUAUCUGCCAGAAAAUUCCUUCAGACGGUUAUGGGUAAAAGACUUGGAACAGAAACUAAAAACUAUGUAAAACGCCAGUCCGGUAUCUAUGGAGAUACCUACAAGCAAGAUGUGGAUAUGAAUCUCAUUGAGAAGGAACAAAGUUACAGGGAGCCACAAAGAGUUAAAAAAACACUUUUUCUGUGCCCUAUGUGUGCUUGUGCAAUGACACCAGACAUCGAAUGCUCGGAAAGUCUACCACACCAGUAAGGAGAACCUCACAAAGAAAUCUCAUAUUAAUAGUCUAUACGCCGUUUAAUUCUGCAAGGUUUUGUAUGAUCAGCACCUUAACUUACUGUAUUUUGUUACAUUAUUAUUUUCUUAAAAUAGUUGACUUUUAGCCACAUGUGCAUGACUGGCCUUUCUUCUUUUAACCCUUUACUUCUGUGCGUUUUAUUAAUUAACCAAUAACCACAAGCAGUGUUUUCCUUGUUUUA